Limanda limanda (common dab) is the source of this 4060-nucleotide messenger RNA. RefSeq lists its product as uncharacterized. Lineage: Eukaryota; Metazoa; Chordata; Actinopteri; Pleuronectiformes; Pleuronectidae. Gene Ontology annotation, molecular function: protein binding; metal ion binding; RNA binding. The record is from RefSeq and is a predicted model, not a curated record. The transcript has 16 exons. Bases 123 to 1676 code for a protein of 517 amino acids.
ACCAAAGAGUCCCGCAGAUUCGAUACCGAUUGUCCCGAUCGAAACAAACGUGUCCAGACGAACCGCUAACAGAAAUUCGUGUGACUAUUUUUUGGGGCUGACACUUGAGAGGAUAAUGCUGGAUGGUCGCGCUCAUGAAGUUCACCAGAGAUCUCUGCAGGCUCUUGGGACUCGGGAGCGGCCCCCCUGUCCAGCAGCAGGAAACGCCGAUGGACUGUGGUGCAGCAACCCCUGACGCAAGGGAUGAUGCCACUUUGUCACAGGAUGUCCUAAAUGGAGAGGAAGAUUUGAGCGAAGAGGAGAAGGUCAGACGGAAGGCAGAGCGACGCAAAGCAAAGAGGAAGCGCCGUCGAAAACGUAAGAAGCAGGAGCAGGUUAAGCAAGAUGAGCAGGAUGACGACGACGAGGAGGGAGGUGCAGAGUCUGAACUUGACGAGAGCGAGUCGGAGGCAGAGGUUGGGGCUGAGGAGGAGAAACCGAGAGAGCGAAAAGAGGAGAAAAAGGAGGCAAAGUCGUCUGCCAUGCUGAAAAGUGCCACCGCUCCAGUCAUCCCUCCACCAGGGAUCAAAGCACAUGAGAGGAGCCACGGCAGACCCACUGAAGAGGAGCCUGAAUGGGACGUGAGCUGUGCCUUCUUUGCUAACGCUGCUAGCCAUAUCAAACCCAAAGGAUCAAGUCGCAAGUCCAAAGAAAAUAAGGAGAACGAGGCCAGGAGAGAGACAAAUGGAACUGACACAACCACAACCAAGAAAAGCGCAUCACUGACAGAAAAGGGGAUAAAGCUGGUGCAGGAGGGGCAGUAUGCACAAGCAGUCAUUAUGUUUACAGAUGCCAUCAAAUGUGAUCCAAAGGAUAACAGGUUCUUUGGGAAUCGCUCCUAUUGCUACUACUGCUUGGAGCAGUACCCUCAAGCCCUGGUAGACGCCGAACGCUCACUCCAGUUGGCUCCAGAUUGGCCCAAAGGACAUUUCCGCAAGGGCAGCGCUCUCAUGGGCAUGAAGCGGUACAGUGAGGCAGAGAAGGCUAUGGAGCAGGUGCUAAAACUGGACAAAGACUGUGAGGAGGCUGCCAAUGACCUCAUUAACUGUAAAGUGCUGCAGUUGAUGGAUCUUGGUUUUGAAGAAAUGCAAAGUCUCCAACUGCUGGAGAAAUUUGCAACCGUGCAGGCAAUUCAGACCGCUUGUUUGGAUGCAGCCGGGGCUGGGGGUCAGGAUCCAUCAGUCCUGCAACCUGGAAGCCCGUGUCCAUCUCUCUGGGUAGGAAAUGUGACGACUGAGAUAACGGAAAAACAUUUAUGGGACCUUUUUAAAAUGCAUGGUGAGAUAGAGAGUAUUCGUGUGCUGCAUGAGAGAUUCUGUGCCUUCGUCAACUUCAAGAAUGCAAACAUGGCGUCUCGGGCAAUGGAGAAAAUAAAUGGUUAUUGUAUUGAGAACACACGUUUAGUGGUGCGCUACCCUGACCGUCGCACUCAGAGGGUCCUCCCCAUUCCACUUAGGACCUGUCUCCCGGUCACACAGCAGGCAGGAGCAGCUGCUGCUGGACCUCGGCGACGUGGUCCGGUGAACGGAGACGAGUGUUACUUCUGGAGAACCACUGGCUGCCAUUUUGGAGACAAAUGCCGCUACAAACACAUUCCUGAUCAGAAAACCAAGGACAGGAAGCCCUGGCAGCCUUGAGUUGUGUUUACUCUCCGCCCCAGUAAUGUGCAGGAAACUGGGAGAACAUAGACUGAGCCACAGGACUGGAUCCGGUUUUCUGGUCUAAGAAUUUUAAGUGUGGCAGAACAGACCAGAGGAGUCAGAUGGAUGAGAGUCAGCACUUGGGCUGUAGGGCUGGGAUAGGCCCACGUGUGCCUCAAAGAACCAGGAGUAUGGAGGAUUUUUGUUUCAACUGAAGACGAUACUGUAGCAGCAAAAUCCCCUGAUUAAGUCUUUGUUUCAGAUGAAAACCUUCAUACUUGUAGUUCCUCAUGGUGCACAGUGACCUGUUCCUUCUCUAAGAGGUACACCCCCCCCCCUUACGAAAGACGGAGGAAGUGAAACUGCCGGGAUUCGUUGUUGGAGAAAAGUAAAGACUCUGCCAUGUGACGAAGCAAUAAAAGGAGUCAGCAUGGAUUUUGCAGGCCAAGGCUCUUCAGCGAUAACCCCGGUGACCUUCCUUCUUUCACAGGUCAUGAAGCAGUGUUUCCUCCCAAUUUUAAAUGUACAGUAACUUCAUAAUUAUAACUUUAAGUCUGUGAACCAGAUUUAUUUUUUACAGUUUAGGUUUAUCAGAGAUUCACAACUGCUCACAUCAGUCUGCGUUUCCUACUUGGGCUCCAUUUUUCCUACAUUUUGUCUCUGUGCCAAUACCAGCACAUCGUCCCCAGACCAAAGACUUGCAAACAGACGUACUUAGUCGACUUCAACUCAGUUCAGUUCCUCCCGUAGGCCGACAAGGUUUUUCUUUAAGCCAGUAAACAUCAGAGAUCCCAGAGGUGCCUUCACUAUGUGGUAUGUAGCCUUUAGUUAAAAUGAUCAACAGUGGGCUACUGGACAUCAAGACCCACAGACUGAACUUGAGGGAUUGCAGGAUUGUAUGUAUUAAUGCAUGAAUUAAAUGUAUGUCACUUUAUUCACUUACUGGCGGCCCUAUAGUUGAACAAUUGAAUACACACACUGCAUGUCUGGGUUGCGUAGGACCUAUUGUCCUUUGUAAUAAUACCUGUCGGCUGCAGAAGAAGAAAUACAAACACUGGCAAUGCCAUGCAGUCCAGUGGAAUACAAACCGUCUUUAUGAGGGCUGCAGUGUUCACCGUGUAGGUGGGACUCUGUCAGAGAGGUGGUGGUAAUUCUGAGGCCUUAGUUUUUGGUUUUGUUGUGGAGGAUUGUAUGAAAUGUCAAGUGUCAAGUUUUUUACUUCUCCCCGACUCUUCAGAAAGCAGCAAUCUGUUUACACGAUGCAAAAAAACAGCCUUCAUUCAUGUCAGCAGUACUAUUGGCAAUGUCCUUUCUUGGUAUUUUUGCAUCAUAUACGUCACAGUGCUUUUUGUCUAUGCAAAGGAAAAGUGCCAGUUCGAUUGCUAUUUCUCUCUCUCGCUCUCUCGCUCUCUCUGACUUAUACAGACACACACCCACAGAGCCUCCUGCAUAAAUAGUCAGUUUCUAUAGGUUGUUAAUGUCAAUGACUGACAAAUCAUGUAUUCUAUGACAAACUAGUGUACUAUGAGACAGUGCCUUACAAAAAAAAAACACUCAGUCGUGUACAUGUGUCUUUAAGGGCCAUGUGUGUUUACACGAUCCAUUAACAGAAGUUUUGAAUCUUGAAAAUCAGUAUUUUUGACCUAAUGGCGUCCUUCUCAGUAUUUCAGUGAACAAAAGAAAGCUUCACCUGACAGCGCCGCACUGAAAACAGCUUCCUUCUUUCACAAGUUUCAACACUAGACAGAACAUUCAGCAUGUGUCUUAACAUUUACAGCCAUGACACCUGGUUUCAAUCCACACUACAUUCGCCUGUAAACUACACACAGCAUUGUGAGAGUAUUUAUUACUUUAUUUAUAUCUGAGUUUUUUCUUUUUUACAACAGACCUUUGGAGCGAAAUUUAGCUUAGAAACUUUAGUCGGUAUUUUAAGUUAAGUGAAAUAAAGGCCCAUCUGCUUAUUUCUGGCUGUCGAGUCCAGCGUUAAAAGCUGUCACAUGCUUCCACUUCUGCUUUUGUCAUUACUCUCUGUCUUGUGGCUAAAACUUGUGAAAAAGGAAUUGGACCGCAAACUUUCAAACUGCACUUGUAUAUUUUGCUUGCUUCUUAUUUGACUGGUGCUGCACAGUGUAUUUAAUUUUGCAGACUUGAAAUCCAUUGGAAAUCACCAUCGGUUAUUUUAAUUUCCCAUCAGGCUCUUAGUUAGGCUUUUUAAAAUUCUUAUUAUCCACUUUUAAACUGUGUCAGGAAAAUGCAUAAUUAAUCAUAAUGUACACACUGAUCAACCACAGCACUGCAAUCCUGUUAAUCCCCCAAAUAUUUUGUAUUAUCGCACUGCAAAGAAGAGUAUUUUAUAUUUAAUAAAUGAACUACCUAUACCA